Messenger RNA from Vicia faba (fava bean), 3159 nucleotides. The record is from the annotation of a GenBank genome assembly. Lineage: Eukaryota; Viridiplantae; Streptophyta; Magnoliopsida; Fabales; Fabaceae.
AUGACGGACACCACUGAUGACAUUGCAGAGGAAAUAUCCUUCCAAAGCUUCGACGAUGACUGUAGAUUGCUCGGAAAUCUUCUCAACGACGUCAUGCAACGGGAAGUUGGCACCGCCUUUGUUGAAAAACUUGAAAAGAUUCGAAUCCUUGCACAGAGUGCUUGUAAUAUGAGACAGGCAGGGAUUGAGGACAUGGCAGACAUGUUGGAGAAGCAGUUGGCUUCUGAGUUAUCCAACAUGACGUUGGAAGAAGCUCAAACACUUGCCCGUGCCUUCGGUCACUAUCUUACUUUGAUGGCCAUAGCAGAAACCCACCAUAGGGUUCGAAAAGGUGUCAACAUGGCAAAUUUUGCAAAAUCUUGUGAUGACAGCUUUCGCCAACUCUUGCAGGAUGGAAUUUCCCCAGAUGACCUUUAUAAUACAGUUUGCAACCAGGCGGUUGAAAUUGUUCUUACAGCUCAUCCCACACAAAUUAAUCGACGUACCUUGCAAUACAAACACAUUAAGAUUGCUCAUCUUUUAGAUUAUAAUGACCGACCUGAUCUUGGCCAUGAAGAUCGAGAAAUGGUGAUUGAAGAUCUGGUGAGAGAGAUAACUUCGAUAUGGCAGACAGAUGAGCUUAGACGUCAGAAACCUACUCCAGUUGAUGAAGCUAGAGCUGGAUUGAAUAUUGUGGAGCAGUCGCUCUGGAAAGCUGUUCCUCAUUAUUUACGUCGAGUCAGCAAUGCUUUAAAGAAGCACACGGGGAAACCACUUCCAUUGACUUGCACUCCCAUAAAGUUUGGGUCUUGGAUGGGAGGUGAUAGAGAUGGAAACCCAAAUGUGACAGCAAAGGUUACAAAAGAUGUUUCACUUUUGUCAAGAUGGAUGGCAAUUGACCUCUAUAUUCGGGAAGUAGACAGUCUGAGAUUUGAGCUAUCCAUGAAGAGGUGCUCUGAUAAGUUGUCAAAAUUGGCACAUGCAAUUCUAGAAGGUUCUGAUGCUAACAACGAGACUCAACGAGAGCAUUGGAGCCAACCAGAGAGUAGAAGUCAGUCAAAACAUUUAAAUCUGACGGCUUCAUUACUCCCAUCUAAACUUCCAGCUAGAGCUCAUUUACCUUCUUGUGCCGUAAAUGGUGAAUCUGAUCAUCCAAGACUCGACAUCCCGGGACCUGAUUACAAACAAGUCAAUCACAAGGAUGGUAAGACUUCAACUACAAAUAUGAGUAAUGCGGGAAGUUCCAGUAGCCAUUCAUCCCCAACAAGUUCAGAGAGUUCCAAUAAUUCAUCAAUUACAAUUCCACGCUCUCCUAGUCAACAACUUCUUGCUCAGAGGAAAUUAUAUGCAGAAUCCCAUAUGGGAAGAUCUAGUUUUCAGAAGCUUUUGGAGCCAAAGCUCCCUCAUCUUCCUGGAAUUGCUCCUUACAGGGUUUUCCUCGGGGAUGUAAAAGAUAAGCUUCAGAGAACCCGUAGACGGUUGGAACUGCUUCUGGAGGAUUGUCCAGGUGAAUUUGAUCCUUCUCAAUACUAUGAAACAACAGAGCAGCUUUUGGAACCUCUGCUCCUCUGUUAUGAAUCUAUGCAAUCUUGUGGAUCUGGUGUGUUAGCUGAUGGUCGACUUGCUGAUCUGAUCCGUAGAGUUGCUACCUUUGGCAUUGUGUUAAUGAAGCUUGACUUGCGUCAGGAAUCUGGAAGACAUGCUGAUACACUUGAUGCAAUUACAAAGUAUUUGGAUAUGGGUACAUACAGUGAAUGGGAUGAAGAAAAAAAAUUGGAUUUCUUAACAAGAGAACUUAAAGGGAAGAGGCCACUAGUUCCUACUAGUAUAGAGGUUGCUCCAGAUGUUAAAGAAGUCCUUGAUACUUUUCGAAUUGCUGCCGAGCUAGGGAGUGAUUCACUUGGAGCCUAUGUGAUCUCUAUGGCUUCUAAUGCAAGUGAUGUCCUUACAGUAGAGCUCUUACAGAAGGAUGCUCGUCUUACAGUUAGUGGGAAAUUAGGAAGUGCAUGUCCAGGUGGAACGCUUCGGGUGGUUCCUCUAUUUGAAACUGUGAAGGACCUAAGAGGAGCUGGUUCAGUUAUCAGGAAACUUCUAUCUAUAGAUUGGUACCGCCAGCACAUUAUUAAAAACCAUAAUGGACACCAAGAGGUUAUGGUUGGGUAUUCUGAUUCUGGUAAAGAUGCUGGUCGAUUUACUGCUGCUUGGGAACUUUACAAAGCUCAAGAGGAUGUAGUGGCUGCUUGCAAUGAAUACGGUAUUAAGGUUACGCUGUUUCAUGGCCGCGGAGGGAGUAUUGGUCGUGGCGGAGGCCCAACAUAUAUGGCUAUUCAGUCCCAGCCACCUGGCUCAGUGAUGGGAACACUUCGGUCAACUGAACAGGGAGAGAUGGUGCAGGCCAAGUUUGGGUUGCCACAGACAGCUGUUAGACAACUUGAAAUAUACACGACAGCUGUGCUACUUGCUACCCUUCGUCCACCUCUGCCACCCCGAGAAGAAAAAUGGCGUAAUCUGAUGGAAGACAUAUCAAAAAUCAGUUGCCAGAGUUACCGCAGUGUAGUGUAUGAAAAUCCAGAAUUCUUGAGCUACUUCAACGAGGCAACUCCUCAAGCAGAGCUUGGGUUCCUGAACAUAGGUAGCCGGCCGACGAGGAGAAAGGCGACUACAGGAAUUGGACACCUUCGUGCAAUUCCAUGGAUAUUUGCAUGGACACAAACGAGAUUUGUUCUUCCUGCUUGGCUUGGAGUUGGAGCAGGUUUGAAAGGUGCUUGUGAGAAAGGACUAACUGAAGAGCUAAAAGUAAUGUACAAAGAGUGGAAUUUCUUUCAAAGCAUAAUAGACCUGAUUGAGAUGGUAUUGGGAAAAGCAGAUAUUUCUAUUGCUAAGCACUAUGAUGAAGUUCUUGUGUCAGAGGAGAGACAAGAACUUGGUCGUGAACUAAGGAAAGAGCUGAUUACAACAGGGAAGUUUGUGAGUGUUAUUAGUGGGCAUGACAAACUUCUGCAGAAUAACAGAACAUUGAAGAGGUUGAUUGAAAAUAGACUUCCUUUUCUUAAUCCCAUGAACAUGUUGCAGGUGGAGAUACUUAAAAGGUUAAGACGUGAUGAUGAUAACCUUAAAGCAAGAGAUGUUCUCCUUAUCACCAUUAAUGGUAUUGCUGCAGGGAUGAGGAACACCGGCUAA